UGUUACUCGGUCCGAACCCCGAUCGUCGUCUGUCCACGGCUUAUUUCAACCGGACGACAGCAUAGGCGGCGGCGGCGGCGGCUUCCGAACGUCCUCCAUGUCUUCUCCAGCGCCGCUGCCACCACCACCCGCGUGAUUUUUUUUCCCCCUUUGCUCUUAAACUACCCCCAUGAGAAGGAGUUACGCGAUCUCUCCAUCAACGAGAACUGCCGCGACGAUCGCACUUCCGAUAACUAGUCGCGUUCAGUGCUCACCAUUAUCAAGCCCCGUGCACUACAUUAAUAUCGCGUCCUCUAUUCCAAGAUUAAACAUAUGAUAUUCUAACUUUGUGUGUAUUGUGCCUUGUUCUUCAUUCGAAACAGUGUCGUUCGCCGUUCCGCAUACGAAAGUUCCUCCGGACAAGUUGCCCCUUUUGUUAGAAAUUUUAAUCGUCGAGUGUUCGGAGAUUUCGGCUUGGACCAUUUGGUCAGAGUUUUUUUUUCAGCUCGUAUAGGAUAUGACGAGGUGUCGGGUUUUCGGGUCCAAGGGCAGCAUCGUUGCGUCCUGACCGCGCUCGUACAGACCCUAAAAUUGAAUGUCCGAUUCGUUUAAUUCGCGACGCUGUUCAUCCAUUUUCUUAUUCCCUUCCAUGAUUCGCCAGUUCAUUUGGAAAUAAGUGCGACGUAAGAUCCCGAACAAGCUCUCCGCGAGGUGCUCUCGUAAUUGUUUCUAUUAUUUAUUAUUUAUUUUUUUAAUUGGUGAACGAACGCCAGGUGCGAAAAGGAGUGUGGUGGGUGAUGUUGCUGGAGUCGCGAGGACACGCCGGUAGGAAGCAGAGAAACGGUCUGACGCUGAGUUCUUACGGCGGCAUCGGGGGUGUUGCUGGCGGCGUCGGGGUCGGUCCCGGCGUCGUUAGCGGCGUUGGUGUUCAUGGUGCUGCUAGCGAAGAGGACGACGACGACUCGCGAUCGUUGUUGCUCGGUGCUGUUGGAAAAUUGUCAGCCGAUACAGCACCGACGACAGCAACAACGACAAUGCCGACGAGUCCGGGUGAUUGUACGCAUACGGAUCACGAGGGAGAGGACUGCAGUUCCAGUCCUUCGCCGAACAAUAGUCUAUUGAACAAUCUAAACAACAAUUGCAGCAACUCGAAUCGACAGUGCGCCACAGACUUUAGUAUAGCUGCGAUAAUGGCUAGAGACUCGCGUCAACAGCAACAGCAGCAGCAGCAGCAGCAGCAACAACAGCAACAGCAACAACAACAACAACAACAACAACAACAACAACAACAACAGGAUCAUGAGCAACAAAGUCCUAACCAUCACCAUCACCAUCAUCAUCAUCAUCAUCACCAUCAUAGACACUCGCAGCAACAGGCCGUCGGUGGUGGGAAGCUUCAUCAGCAUGAGAGGGAAGCAAGCGGCUCGGGAGUCGGUCGUGUAAGUGCACCGCCGCCGAGCCAGGAUUCCUCGGUCGACAUGGACGACGAGGUCGAAACCGAUGACGCCGGUAGCACCAAUGGCAAGGCUGCCUCGCCUGUAAACCCCUUGCUUCAGGAAUAUUCCAAUUCUGAGGAACUAAGGCACGUCGUGUGUCAUCUCGAGACUAAAGAUCUUUGGGACAAAUUCAAUGAACUUGGCACGGAAAUGAUCAUCACGAAGACUGGCAGACGAAUGUUUCCAACGUGUCGAGUCUCUUUCGAGGGCUUGAGAUCCGACGGUCGUUAUGCCGUACUCAUGGACAUUGUGCCCGUCGACAAGAAGAGGUAUCGUUAUGCGUAUCACAGAAGUUCGUGGCUCGUCGCCGGCAAAGCUGAUCCACCGACCCCUGCGAGACUUUACGUACAUCCCGACUCGCCAUUCACCGGCGAACAACUUCGUAAACAAAUUGUCUCUUUCGAGAAAGUCAAACUCACGAACAACGAAAUGGACCGACACGGACACCUGGUUCUGAACUCGAUGCACAAGUAUCAACCGAGAAUCCACCUGGUUAAACGUCCAGAGUCCGGGCACAAGGAUCCGAUAGAAGAUCUCGAGCGUGAGCCGCACAAGACCUUCGUAUUCCCGGAGGCCAUUUUCACCGCCGUCACCGCCUAUCAGAAUCAGCUCAUAACGAAGUUGAAGAUUGACAGCAAUCCGUUCGCAAAGGGCUUCAGGGAUUCUUCGAGAUUGACUGACUUUGAGAGUUUCCCUUUCAGGGAAACGAUGGAGUCGAUGCUGGCCGAACAGCAAUCGUUGAGGUUUCCACACCGAUUGCCCUUCGAGAUGGGUCAAUUGCAAGCGGGCGCGACGAAUUUGAGCUUGGAGGAGAAGGCGCUCUGGGCAGCGGGUUCGCAAUUCUUGUUAAGGACAGUUGGCCCUUACGCGCAGUUGGUAAACCCAGCUUUGGUAUAUCCUGGUGCAUCGGGAGCAGCGGGCACGAGUCAUCAGCAGCACCAGCAUCAACAGCAGCAGCAACAGCAACAGCAGCAGCAGCAGCAGCAGCAGCAGCAACAGCAACAGCAGCAUCAGCAGCAACAACAAUUGAGUCAUUUGUGGUGGGCGUCGUCUUUGGGUCCGACGUUAUUUGCCGCGGCUCAUCAUUACCAACAACAACAAUUGGCAGCUUCGAGUUCACAACAAAGUCCACCGCCGGGUCCAGCAGCACCGCGACCGAUUUAUCCCUCGGCCCUUGCGCUCGCCCAUCAUCGUUUCUCUCCCUAUCCAUCCUCAGCGAUCAGAAAACCAUCGACCCCGGCGAGCGCCUCGCCUUCGGCAUCGAGAAGAGCAACGCCAUCGCCAACCGACAGCCUUUAUCGCGAGGCCCAAGAUCUCUCGCCCUCGUAGUAGUCGUCGUGAAGACUCUCUCGUGAUCGCGAACAAUUAUCACAACUCCACUCAUAUUCAUUACGAUAAUUAUAUUAAUUAUAUUAAUAUCAAUAAUAAUUAUAAUAACGAUGGUGCGACGACGAAUGCCGUUGAUAUCCCGGUGAGAUAUUUUUUCAAACAUUCCCAACAAUCAUUUUUCGCAAUCGCUCUUAUACACACUGUUCUUCUCUCGAAUUCGUUUUUAUUUCUUCUUUUUUUUUCUUUUUUUUAUCAUUUCCUUGCGACGACGCACAAGUGGAUCCGCGUCAAGUAUCGCGCUCAGGUGAAUCGAACUUUGAUGAAUUUUCUUAUGGCCCCAGGAAAUUACGGAAUAGAAAUGUUUUCGACGCAAUUUCACUCCAGUCGUUAAAAAGUCAUCAGUAGAUAAUUGAGCACGAAUUAUCGAGGGGGUCGCAUGAAGAAAAUCGACAAAUAUCUUUCCUCGCGCGAAUAGAAGAUUUGCCUGUAAUAUACGUGCACAGAAAAUGCAUAAUUUUUCGUAUAUAGAGCGAGGAUUUACGCGCGUUGUACACGAGAGGAAUUUUCUUUCAUUUUUCUUCUAUUUUCUUCAUUCCCUCGUGUAUGUGUAAUAAUCGGGUUCUCCACUGUAUAUAUAUAUAAUGAUAUUCACGAACAACGGGUUAAAUCUCCUUUCUAUUGUAACAUAAUAAGCUCUAUUAUAUAAAUGUAUAUGUAAAAUAUAUAUAUAAUGUAUAUCGUAUGAUUAUACUUAUUGUUAUCGUUAUUUAUGAUUUGUCCGUGUCUCGGUUGAUCGCUGGCGUUCGUUGCGAUCGCGAUCGCGACGAGCGAUAAUAAUAUUUGAUUUUCAUCGAUUUCAUGAGACGCUAAAAAAAGAAAUGUUUCUCUUUUACAAAAAAAGAACGAAUUGAAAGAAAAUUCGCAAUGCGACGCGUAUCGCUUGAGCGAUCGACGUCUCAAUUUGUGAGUUCGAUUAGUACUACUAUAGUGCGUAAAAAAAAAGUUAUUGUAUUGUUAUAACGAACAAAAAUGAACAUUGCUUGUUGUUUUUAUUUCGUUCAUGUUUUUUUUUUUUUUUUUUCUUCGGAAACGCAUUGCAAACGCCAUGAAAUCGCUAUGCAAGCUGUCUUCUGUCUCUGCCCACCCUCUCCCUGCAAUGUAAAUAAAAAAACGACCCCGAAUAAAACGAAAAAAGAACUCUUGUACCAAUA
This is a messenger RNA of Venturia canescens, 4015 nucleotides long. RefSeq names its product T-box protein H15-like. Gene Ontology annotation, biological process: positive regulation of DNA-templated transcription; regulation of transcription by RNA polymerase II; cell fate specification. The coding region runs from base 777 to 2804 and encodes 675 amino acids. Lineage: Eukaryota; Metazoa; Arthropoda; Insecta; Hymenoptera; Ichneumonidae. Gene Ontology annotation, molecular function: RNA polymerase II cis-regulatory region sequence-specific DNA binding; DNA-binding transcription factor activity, RNA polymerase II-specific. The record is from RefSeq and is a predicted model, not a curated record. The transcript has 6 exons. Gene Ontology annotation, cellular component: nucleus.